This is a messenger RNA of Cynoglossus semilaevis (tongue sole), 1867 nucleotides long. It is a transcript of the gene c1galt1a, whose product is annotated as core 1 synthase, glycoprotein-N-acetylgalactosamine 3-beta-galactosyltransferase 1a. Gene Ontology annotation, molecular function: N-acetylgalactosaminide beta-1,3-galactosyltransferase activity. Gene Ontology annotation, cellular component: membrane. NCBI's taxonomy places the organism in Eukaryota, Metazoa, Chordata, Actinopteri, Pleuronectiformes, Cynoglossidae. The transcript is spliced from 3 exons. The coding region runs from base 203 to 1174 and encodes 323 amino acids. The record is from RefSeq and is a predicted model, not a curated record.
AGGAAACACAGGUGUGGGAGGGAUGGCGACAUCUGUGCUUUUCUGAGGAACCAGACUCUGCUGAAAUAAUCAGCUAAUAUUCACAAGAAUCACCAGGCUUCACCAAAGGCCUGUGGAGCAGAGAGCUGAGCCGACCUGAGACCAUGGUGUAAAGCCAUCGAAAAAAAAAACAAAGUUAUCUCUGACUAACCCUCACAGGACAAUGCUGAGGAUGAGGCUCGCUCACCUCAAGCCACAGUUUUUUGCUGGACUGCUGUUCGGAUUCCUCGCUUUUCAUUUCUUUUUGGAGCUAAACAGAUCUGCCGAGGAGAGUGUCACGUUUCUGACUUACAUACGAGCGAUUGAAGGACAGCAGCAUAAUCACACAGUUGCAGAUGAACAGACCCCAGCAAAGACUACCGCCCAGUCGAUACGCAUCUUGUGCUGGAUCAUGACAGGACCAAAGUAUCUGGAAUCACGAACUAAGCACAUCAAAGGCACUUGGGCCAAGCGCUGUGACAUAGUGCUGUACAUGAGCUCAGAGGAAACCGACUUCCCAACUGUGGGGCUCAAUGUCAGCGAGGGCAGGGAGAACCUGUACUGGAAGACCAUUCGAGCUUUCCAGUACGUCUACGAGCACCACAUGGACGACGCGGAUUGGUUCGUGAAAGCCGACGACGACACGUACAUGAUCGUAGAGAAUCUCCGCUACGCUUUGUCCAAGUAUGACACAGAAACGCCCGUGUAUCUGGGAAGAAGAUUUUACCCUUUCGUUAAAAAUGGCUACAUGGCGGGCGGAGCAGGCUACGUCCUCAGCAAGGAGGCGCUGAGAAGAUUCAUUAACGGCUUCAGCUCCGGAUCUUGCACCCAUUUCUCCGAGAUUGAAGACAUGGCUCUGGGACAGUGUAUGCAGACAAUGGGGGUAGAGCCGACAGACAGCAGGGACAUAAAGGGCAGACAAAGGUUUCAUGCGUACCCACCAGAAAACCACGUGGUCAGGCAACCACCGAGACCAUUGCCAUGGUAUCUGGUCUAUGAGUUCUACCCAGCGGUCGAGGGUCCACGUAGCUGCUCAGACCUGUCUGUCUCCUUUCACUACAUACACCCGGAUAUGCUGUAUGUUUUGGAUUACCUGACGUACCAUCUGAGACCGUAUGGAUACAAAUAUCGAUUUAAUCCUGAUGAAACAACGUAAUGCCUUAGAGCCACGGCCUCUUUGUACGCUGGACGUAGGGCAUUGGAUGGUAACAUUUCUCCUAUGCGAAUGUGUGUUCACAAUAUUGAGGUAUGGCUUAUUUAUAAAUAAUUUUACAGAAAUCUACAAUUGUAUUCUAUAAUUGGGACUGAUUUUCAUAUCAACAGUAUUUGUAUAAAAGUGUGAGCUGCAGCAGACUAGACAAUAUAUUUAAAAAAAAACCAAAAUGAAUCUCUGCUAACACAAUGAGCACGUAGCUCAGUGGAGAACAUUUUCCUGCAGCAGUAACUCCUUCUGCACUGCCUAAUCUUAUCAGCUGCACUUUGUUCUGUUGACCGGACUUCACACCAAUCAAGCUCUGCCCCUCCCCUGAAGAAAAUGUGUUGAACUCGUAAAUAGUAUGACUCUGAGAUCACUAAGUUACUUCCUUGUGAAAAAAAAAAAAGUCAAUAAAUUUCAUAACCAACCAGGCCAGUUAAAGUUAUAAGUGUGAAAUGUGCGAUUCGAUUUAUUUAUUUUUUCAUAGGUCAAAAAUAUGUCUCACCAGUUUACAUGGUCAUUGACUGUCUUGUGUGCAGUAAACUAAUUUAAACAACCAAUUCUCUUUGGAAGUGAGUAAAUAUUACAGAACUUUUUUUUUUUUUUUACAUUUACAAUAUGUUAAGUUCCACAAUUAAAAACGUGUAAAACUGA